GCCAGUCAAAAUUAUCAGUCGACCGUGUGCGGUUUGAAGUGAUCUAGUUCGUCAGUUAACACAGACCACGUUCACAAUGAAAUCGAUGGUGGUGUUGUUCGCUCUGGCCUCCGUGGCUUGCGGCUCCUACUUGCCGCUGGCGCAGCCCCCGCACCACCCCGCGUUGGUGCUGGACCCGCACGGCCGUCCUCUGGACACCGCUGAGGUCAUCAACGCUCGUGCUAUCCACCUGCAAGCUAAGGCUCUGGAAGGACACUACGCUCCCGCCGUCGUCGCUCCAGUGGCUCACUCCGUGGUAGCCGCUCCCGCUUUGGUUGCGGCUCCCGCUUUGGUUGCCGCCCCCGCUGCCGUCUCCCACCAGUCCCGCGUCGAUGUCCGCUCCAGCCCCGCCGUGGUGUCUCACGCCGUCGCCGCCCCCGUCCUCGCUCACUCCGUCUUGGGCCACUCAGCUUACGGACUCGGUCUCGGUCGUGGAUACGGACACUUGCUGAAGAAACGCUCCCUGGGCCACUAUGCCUACAGCGCUCCUCUCGUCGCUCCCUCUGCUGUGUCCCACCAAUCCCGCGUCGAUGUCAUCUCUAGCCCCGCUGUGGUGUCUCACGCCGUUGCCGCCCCAGUUGUGCACCAAGCCGUCGCCCCCGUGGUCGCUGUGGCCCCAUCCGCCGUGUCCCACCAAUCCCGCGUCGACGUCCGCAGCAGCCCAGCUGUCGUGUCCCACAGUGUGGUCGCCCCCGUCGCCCACAGCGUGUACGCCGCUGCGCCUCUUGCCCACAGCCUAUAUGGCGCCGCCCCCUUAGCGCACAGCGUCUACGGUGCUUCCCCCCUGGCGCAUUCUGGAUAUGGCUACCACUCCAGCCCCCUAGUCCAUGCUUGGUGAAGAGCGAAACUGACGAACCUAAGAAUAAUGUUUAAGAGAAAAAAAAAACAAAAAAAAGUAAUUUAUAAAUAAAUGAAUUUAUAUAAUACA
This is a messenger RNA of Plodia interpunctella (Indianmeal moth), 967 nucleotides long. RefSeq names its product cuticle protein 65-like (gene CPH8). The record is from RefSeq and is a predicted model, not a curated record. Bases 77 to 877 code for a protein of 266 amino acids. The transcript has a single exon. Lineage: Eukaryota; Metazoa; Arthropoda; Insecta; Lepidoptera; Pyralidae.